UAUCGUAUCUGUGUCCUAACGAUGAAUGAGCGCUAAGUUUUUUGUUGUCACAUGUUCUGAUAGAAUGUUAACUAAAAAUAAUAAUAACUGAAAAUUAUAAACCUUACUUUUAUCUCAUACUAACUUAUUACAAAUUGAUGUUUUCUAUGUUAAAAAUGAAUCAGUUUCAUGUGUAUAAAGUUUAAAAUAUCCAAUUUAUUACAAUAUUUUCAUUUGAUAUUAAACUUUUAGGUGUAUUAUUUCUUUAGAGUGAGCCACAAUUAAAUAUUAUGGCUGCUAGUAAUUUAUGUGCAGAGUCAAUUUAUAGACAAGUUGUAACUGAACAUUUCCAAUCAAAUAAUUGGAGAGAUAUAUUGAUAAAUCCUGAAGGAGCUUCAACAACUUUACGUGAUGAAAGUACAUUACCUCGUUCAGGUGGUUAUAGAUUUAAAGAUAUACCUAAUCGUUUUCUAUUUUGGAGAGUUUUAUAUGACAAACUAGAACUUGUUGAACAUAGUUUGGAUACUAAUCUGACUGAAAAUCAAGUACGUAUUCAUUUUCGUGAUUCACCAGUUUUAGAUAGUGGAAUUUCUGUGUAUGAAACUUCAGAAUCUGUUGUUCUUCUUGUACCUACAGCUUGUAGUUGUCAUCGAUUUUCAUUUCCACGACCAAACUGUAUUGAUAAUGAAAUACAAAAUGAGAAUGUUUGGAUGGAUGCUUCUAUAUUCUCAAACUUUAAUAUACCUUCAAUUGAUGAUCCAGCGACAUUUUAUUCAUAUAAUGCAGAGCUUAGUCAUCCAUAUUCUGCUGCAUCUUGUUUGGAUCAAAAACAUGAUGCCAUUUUUAUUAUAGCAUUACAAAAUAAUGUAAUGUUAUAUAUACGCUUAGAAUAUAUUUCAGGCCUCCCUACUUUGAAAGAAAUAUGUCAGGAAUCUGCUGUUCCAAGAAUGUUAUCAAAUAUAACCAAAGUGUUUUCUACUCAUGUUGAAAAUCCAGUUAUCAAUAGUUUGGCAGUUCACCCAUUUCAACAAGAUAUAUAUGUGUAUUCUCUUGAUGAAGCAUGUGAAUUGAAAGUCUGGUCUAUUGAAAAAUCAGUUUAUAUAUAUAUAAUGGAUAUGAAGAAACUUUACGCGUCUUCAGCUGAAAAUGGUUCAAGACCACAUAUUAUCCAUAAACGUUCUGAUGAUCAACUAUUAUUAACUAUCUAUCUAAGCUUAUCAGAAAGUUCAAAAUUUGUUGUUUUAGAGCCAUGUACAGACCAUGGUAUGUUCAAACUUCAACAAAAAUUUUAUGUGUGUUCUCCAAUGAAUAAUCGAUUGGUUGACAUGGCAUUUUAUGGAGAUGAAAUUUGGUGUAUUUGGAGAACUGGGAAAGAUGUUGCAUGCAUUAAAUCAGUUAAUAUAAAAAGUGGUGAAUGGAAAAAUUGUAUAUUAGAUACAACUGCUUUUGAACAACUCAUUACCUAUUCACCUAAUAUUAAAGAAACUUAUUUGAAUAAAAUAUUUUCUUCUCCGACUUAUUUUACUGAAAAUGAUUUAAAAAAUGCUAUAACUGUUUAUGAUACAUCAGAUAAUUAUGAAUUUGUUACAGAUUAUAGAUCUAAAAUUAGUAAUGCUAUUGACACUAAAGUAUCUCAAGAAAUGGACAAAUAUGAUUCUAGUGACUUGGAAUCACAAUGGCAAUUAGUUGAACAAUGCAGUGCUAGUUUCUAUAAAAGUUGUUUGGACUAUCGCCGUAAAAGACUAGCUCCACUAGGACUCAUUUGGUUGGGUCCUUCUUCAAAUUUACUUGUUAUCAUUACUAAUUCAAGUUUUUGCUUCUUGCGUCCUACUGAUAACAUUGAACAUAAGAUUUUCUCAAUGAACAAUGCCGUACAUGAAAAUGAGUUAAACCGUUUAAUUAAUGUAUUAAUGUUGGAUCAAAAACAUAAAUCUAGCCAAUUUUUAGAUAUAAAUAUCCCUUCUAAUAAUUUAAUAAGUUUAAUAAAAGAAUUUUACAAAUUUGAUAACAGUAAUCCUAAAGUAACUUUAUUUUUAAAUGGACGUAAUAUAUGUGAUACAGUUCGAUCCUUAAUUUUAUUGCUGUAUGUUGAUGCUAAAAAUGCAUUUGAAAAAUCUUUCACUAAAAUAUUUAAGAGUAACCUUGGGAUAAGUGUUAUAUCUCACAGUUUUCAUCAAAUGGUUUUGACACGAUUUGAUUUAUGUUGUCGUCUUUUGGCAUUAAUGGAAUUAAACACCAGAAGUUAUGGACAGACAAGUGAAUUUGUAAUAGAUGCUCGAACACUUGUACAUAGCUAUUGGAUAUUAGCAGUAUUUUCACAAGAUAUAAAACUAUGUGAAAAAAUGUAUUUAAUUAAUCAUCAAAUUUUAGUUAAAACAUCUUUUAUAGAUUGUAUUAAAAAUUUGUUAGAGUAUACAUGGCCACUUAAUAAUGGUUCUACUAUUGCUAAUUUUUUAUUGGAAGAAAAAAAGUAUAACUUUAUACAAAGUAUGGCUCAUUUAUUGGAUUACAGUAAAUGGGAUGAGACGUUAGUUAUGUCCUAUAUGUUAAACAAUGAACCAGACAAAGCCCUUGAUGUAAUGAAAAAUGAUAUAAAUAAAGAAACCUCUCAGUUUCUUAAAACUAUCACAUUAUUUGAAAAACAUGGAUAUUAUAAACAUGCUAUUCAACUUGGAAAACAUGUUUUGGAAAUGGCUUUACAUAAUGGGGAUGAACAUAUGUCAUCAAUGUUUUACUCAAACAUCUUCCUUAACAAUUUAAAAAUAAAAGCUUAUAAAGAUGCUUAUAACAAUAUUUUAUCCUUAAAAGAUCAAGAUAGAAAACUAAAUUGUUUGCAUACAUUUGUUUUAACAUUACUAGAAAAUGGUGAAAAAGAACAAUUAUUGAGUUUCAAUUUUUCUGGUUUACAAAGUGCAGUAGAAGAUAUUGUGUUGAAAAAAGCUCGUUCGCUUUCAAAUGUGGAUGCUGCUGUAUAUUACAUGUUUUUAUGUUCAAUGCAUGAUAAAUAUCAUAAAUAUAAAAAACUUGCAAUAACAUUUUAUGAAUUAUAUGUACGCGCAGAUACAAAUGUAGAACAAGAACAGUACUUAAGGUUGUCUCUUUUGUAUUUGGAAACAUUAAGUUCUGAAAAAGCAUGGUUUGUUACUACAAGUUUACCAUGCUAUUCAAAAUCUGUUUAUACGAGUGACAAAAAAGAUGGUUUAAUACAAAUAGACGAUUUAAAAAAACUGUGUUUGUUAGCUCGAGCUCGUCAAGAAAUUGAAGAUUCUACAACAGAUGUAGAUGUUCAAAGUGUUAUUUCGGUAUUAAUUAUGAAACAUAAGUACAAAGAAGUUCUUCGCUUAUCUAAACUGUGGAAUUUACCAAUCCAUUAUCCAUUAAGAGAAUUAGUAAAAACAUGCCUGACAUUAGUUGAUCCUGAAGAAAGUGAAAAAGCUUGGAUUUGGUUAGCUGAUAAUGGUGUUAAUGGAGAUGGUAUUGACAGUGCAAAAAUCGCUUGGCGAUUUUUAGAAACAUUAGUUAAUAGAUAUGAAGAAAAAAACUUAACAUUGCUUCAUUAUCAUGUAGCUGAUGAACUGUUAAGAAAUAAAGCAUUUUUGCCUAAUUGGCUUGUCAAAACUUAUAAAGAAAGAAAUAUUGGUGAAUUAUUACAACUAUAUUUGAGUUAUGGAGAGUUACUGAGUUGCGCCUGUAUAGUUUCUGAAUUUUUUGAAGUUGUUAUGGACUAUAAUGAACUAAACAAAUGUGUUUAUGGUGAAACAGUACCUACAGAUAUAAUUGAGUGUUUAAUUGUAAAUUUAAAACACCAUAAUUUGCCUCUUGGAGAUGAGUUAUUAGAAAAGUAUAAAAUUUUUUGUGAUAAAAUUGUUAUACAGGAAAGCAAAAAAUUGGAUGAAAUAAACCUAUGUUUUAAUUAUUAAACUAAUUAGCUAAUUUAUAUUAAUUUUUUUAUUUAAAUUUUGUAAAUUUUAUAUAUUUAAUGUCAGUGUCUUUUCUUUUAUUAAAUAAAAGUUAAACUGUAAA
This is a messenger RNA of Daktulosphaira vitifoliae (grape phylloxera), 4002 nucleotides long. RefSeq names its product nuclear pore complex protein Nup160 (gene Nup160). Gene Ontology annotation, cellular component: nuclear pore. The record is from RefSeq and is a predicted model, not a curated record. Bases 270 to 3899 code for a protein of 1209 amino acids. Gene Ontology annotation, molecular function: structural constituent of nuclear pore. Lineage: Eukaryota; Metazoa; Arthropoda; Insecta; Hemiptera; Phylloxeridae. The transcript has 2 exons.